Messenger RNA from Hyphopichia burtonii NRRL Y-1933, 1863 nucleotides. RefSeq names its product Vid21p (gene VID21). The record is from RefSeq and is a predicted model, not a curated record. The transcript is spliced from 5 exons. NCBI's taxonomy places the organism in Eukaryota, Fungi, Ascomycota, Pichiomycetes, Serinales, Debaryomycetaceae. The annotation marks the transcript as partial.
UCAAAUAUUAAAUCCUUAAAAUCCCAGCAAGAAGUAAUUGAUGAAAACUUAAAAGAGUAUUUAUCGAAAAGCAUUUCCGAUCUUGAGAUCAUUUCCACUCCUGAAAACUAUCCAACUGAAACUCAUAGUGUUUCAUCAUUAGCUGAGCUUUAUUACUUAACUCAAACCUUGCCCUUGAUCAAAUUAUUACCCGGCUGUCAUAAGACUCUAAUGACUGAUAAUUUUGAACUGGCUUUAUUUGAAGGUAAAAUCGCUGUUUUAUAUUCGAGAAUUGAAGAAUUGAAAAGACAAAGUAAAUGGUCUUUACGUCAACCCAUUCGCUAUUACGAUCCUUUUCUUUACAAUAAAAAACAUAAAAGAGUCAAGAGUUUUCAUUCAGAUAAUUUAUUGAAUGAAGGUAACUGGAUGGCUGCUGAUUUUAAGGAGUCUUCAAAAUUCAAAAAGUCUUGCUGUUUCAAUAUGGCUCAAUCUAUCAUGGAUUAUUGGACUUAUGGUAAGAUAAUAGAGAUUAAUGGUAUGUUCAAACUCAAUGCAGAUAUCAAUGAUAUGAAAAAGAUUGAUCAAUCCAUUAUUAAGAACUUACCAAAAUUCACCGCAUUUGAUGAUGAUGAUACCACACAGAUUUCAGGCUCGCCUUUCAAAUCAGAAGUAUCCCCAAUGGUUUCAAUUUCGCGAUUAUUACAUCCCUUCGAAGACAAUGACGAUUGGUACAAGAUCGUCUUAAAAGAUUCUAAGAACAGUAAUGCCAAAAAUAGUUCCCAAGGCCCUCCUGAAUAUCAAAAGGGCCUUUUUGGUUUUCAAUCCCAUCGUCGUUUUAAUUAUUUGAAGCCUCCUAAGCCACCUUUGAUUAAAAAUAUCGAAUACAGGUCACCAACCAUUUGGCUUCCCCAAGAUGAUAAGUUUUUAAUCCAUUAUGUUGCAGAAUUUGCAUUUAAUUGGGAUUUGAUUUCAGAACAUUUACUGAAUACCUCCUCAACUUUGAAAAAAUAUGAAUCCAACAUUGAAAGAAGAAAUCCUUGGCAAUGUUUUGAAAGGUAUAUUCAAUUGAAUGAAAAGUUUCAAUUUUCUGAUAUGAAGGGGCUUUAUGCAUAUCAUGCUCAGCAGUGGUUGGAACAGGCACACAGAGCUCAACUGACUACCAAAAGAAGGAUCUCACCAUUAGGUGUUGGUAAUGAAUCAAUUCAAAGAGGUCACCGUAGAUUGAGAUGGGCUUCGAUGUUUGAUGCAAUGAGAAAGAGCAUGAGAAAGAGAGAAACUCAGGCUGCAAAAAUCGCCCAGCGUAGAUCUACCAAUAAUGACACUGGAGCUUCCAAUGCCAACCCUAAUACUAACGUCAAUUCCAAUGGCAAUCCUACCAAACGCGGUUCAGAUAGAGUUCCUACUCCCGCUGAAUUAUCUCGCUUGAAAUUUGAAAGAGAUAAGUCUAUACAAGAGGCCUAUAUGAAUCAACAGGCGACAAGAUCUAGAAUGAUGGCCGCACAACUUAAUGUACAACAACAAAAGCAGCAACAGAUGAGACAACAGGCAUUCGCUCAAGGUUUGGCCAAGCGCCCAACCACUCCGAAUGGAACCCCUUAUACACCAGAACAGAUCCAGCAGUUAUUGCAAAUCCAAAAACAAAGAAGGCUCAUGCAACAACAACAGAACCAAGCUGCUAAAACUGCUACUUCAGCUCAAGGGAAUACUAACUUGAAUAUGCAAAAUCAAUAUCAGAACAAGAGGCCGCCUUCUAAACCACGAAUUCAAUUCGCUCCUGCUCAAGUCUCAGCUAUCAUCAAUUCUAUCCAGACCAAAAAUCCUAAUUUAACCAAGGAACAAGUUACUAGACUAGCCGCGACUUAUUUGGCCAAUUAUCAGCAACAA